AUGUCUUCCACUACAGAAUUGAUUUCCGAGCCUCUUUUGAAUGUGCAAUACUCUGCACCAGGUUUUUGCUUACCGCAUCCCAGUAUUGUCAACCAAUUUUGCCGAGACCAAAGAAACCUGAUCUUCUGCCAAGGUGUCACCAUUGUGAAGAUAUCACCCGAAGUUGUCGUCAAGUUUGGUGCUCAUGUCAACAUUAUCGAGGCCAAAACCAUGAUUCAUGUUGCGCAAAAUACAAGGGUUCCUGUGCCCAAAGUUUUCGCAUAUUAUACGUACGGUCCAAUAGAUCGUGACGCUGGCGAUUACGGAGGCCUUUACGAUGCCUACAUCUUCAUGAGUUUCAUUGCCGGCGAAACACUCUACACAGCUUGGGACUCUUUUGACGUCUCCACCAAAUCCCAUAUUUCAAGACAACUUGCAAGCUAUAUCGAGGAGAUCCGCAAUAUAGGGAACGCCCAUUCGAUUCGGAGCGGGACUUUAACACGGCUCUCAUCAACGCCUAUCAAAAGUUUGCUUAGUGGAAUGCUUUCUCAAUCCCAUCGCAUCUUAUUCACGCAUGGUGAUUUGCGGCCUCAGAAUGUUAUGGUGAAAGAUGGACAUGUGGUCGCCAUUAUAGACUGGGAGCGAAGUGGUUGGUAUCCAGAAUACUGGGAAUUCGCAAAGGCACUCCUUGUAUGGGGCUGGCAGAGUGAUUGGACAGAUUACCUGAUGCAGAUUCUUCGACCGUAUCACGCUGAAUUCUUCAUGCACUCUUUUCUGAUGGAAAAGCUGUUGUUUUAG
Penicillium olsonii is the source of this 777-nucleotide messenger RNA. The record is from the annotation of a GenBank genome assembly. NCBI's taxonomy places the organism in Eukaryota, Fungi, Ascomycota, Eurotiomycetes, Eurotiales, Aspergillaceae.